UAUAUUGGUCUUAUUGUUGUUAUCUCAGCGGUUACACUUUCAGAGUCUCAUUUUUAAGAGAAAGAGAGAGAGAGAAAAAGAUAACUGGUUGAGGAGGGUGAUCAUGGUGAAGGUUAAGAAGGAGAAGGAGGAGCUUGCUGCAGAUUCAGCUAAAGAAGUUCGGUUCGCCUCAUGUUCUUUGUCAUCCAAUGGCAAUUGUGAUAGCCCUGUUCAGAGAUGUUCUGUUAUAGGGAGACCAACUGGUCCAACCAGACGUUCAAGGAGAGGCUGGUCAGAAAAAGAGGAUAAUCUUCUAAGUGCAUUAGUCAAAAAGUACAAUGGGAAGAAGUGGAAGCAAAUAGCUGCACAUAUACCUGGGCGGACAGAUGUUCAGUGCUUACAUCACUGGCAAAAGGUUUUGAAUCCUGAAGUUGUCAAGGGAUCUUGGACAAAGGAGGAAGAUGAUUGUAUAAUCGAGUUUGUGAAAAAUUAUGGUUGCAAGAGAUGGUCUCUUAUUGCAAAGAGCUUACCUGGUCGCAUAGGCAAGCAAUGUCGAGAGAGGUGGUUCAAUCAUUUAGAUCCAGCUAUAAACAAAGAUGCAUGGACAGAAGAGGAGGAGUCAGUUAUUGCUUAUUACCACCAUAAAUAUGGUAACAAGUGGGCACAAAUAGCAAGGUUUCUACCUGGAAGGACUGAUAAUGCGAUUAAGAAUCAUUGGAAUUGCUCAAUGAGGAAGAAACUGGAUUCAUACUCAACUGAUGGUUGUGACACAACAUGUGAAAAUAUGUCUCCUGAUUUCAGCAGUCCUGAAACAAAAUCUACAUCUCCUGAUUUCUGCAGUUCUAGUACAAAACAUGAAUGCACGAAGGUUAAAGUAAAGAAACUGAAUUUCAAUAAAAUGUUCUCUCUCAAUCACAGCAUGGAGUUGGAGCACAAUGUUGACACUUGUUCUACAGACUUGGUUCUUGGAAAUGCUUAUAGAGGAGAAAUUCAUUUAAUGGCAAAAAGAGGGGAACCUGAACUGGUAGAUCCACUAAAUGGGACACAGAGUAACCACAAAGGUGCUGCUGCAAGUGGUAUCACCACUAGAUCAUACAUACACAAUGUUAGCCAUGAUGAAACAGAUGGGCCCUUGGUAGCCACUUUUUUGGAUGUUUUCUUGGAUGCAUCCACUUACACCAAACAAAAUCAUAUUCCUGUUGCUCACAAAAUACUUGAAACUCCUAAGAGUUUAAGGGAAUAUGCUUCAGGUGUUAUGAAUUCAAGAAUGGCCAAUGGAUCUGGCAAUCCAUGUUCAACUUCCUUAACAUUGGGACUUGGUGAGCACAUGGGUCAAGUUGGCAAGAAAAACCAAGUCCAUAGGGUUUCGCAACAUGCAGUGGAUAAAAAUCAUGCUUACUUGCUGUCAGAGUCACCUCUGGUGAAUGAUUUGGUUAAUGCUGUAGAAGAUGGUGGUGGAUCACCAACCACAUAUGUUCAUUUUAGGCAUCCAAACACUCCAUUUUGCUAUUCUACUCCAACAUACCUUGGACAAAGUAUGUAUGCUAAUGCUAGCAGUCCAGAAUCUACAUUAAGAAAUUCGGCCAUGACCUUCAAAAAUACUCCUUCUAUAAUAAGGAAGAGAACUUCAAGAAAGAGUAGUAAUGCCAACCUUCCUGAUGUUACCUGCACGCCAGAGAGCACAGUCACAUCUAUUUGUGAUAGACAAUAUGUCAAUAGUACCAACUUCCUAAACACAAAGCGGGGUUUCCUCUCUUUCUUUGGUGAAACUGAAACAUCAGUUGCUGUUAAAUCUCUGGAAAGAUGCCUGGAAUAUGCAUUUGACUUGGAAAAGGAAUCAGUUGCUGUUAAAUGUGGCAAAUCUAUUUCUGCAAGCAUGUCUCCAAAUAUUGAUAUCUGUGCAAAUACAAUGUAGAUACCUUGAAAUGAUUGAGUUGUAAUUAACCUUCUUUUUAGAUUUCUUACCCAUCUUUUUUGGCUAUGAAAUCGAGCAUAAAACAUGUAUUACAGAGAUAUACUUACAUUACCAUAGUGCAUAAGAUUUGAUUGCAUAUGAG
Molecule: messenger RNA, 2036 nt
Organism: Quercus lobata
Lineage: Eukaryota; Viridiplantae; Streptophyta; Magnoliopsida; Fagales; Fagaceae
Exons: 8
Coding region: 104-1894 (596 amino acids)
Biological process (GO): regulation of DNA-templated transcription
Cellular component (GO): nucleus
Molecular function (GO): DNA-binding transcription factor activity, RNA polymerase II-specific; RNA polymerase II cis-regulatory region sequence-specific DNA binding
Source: RefSeq, a predicted model, not a curated record